Molecule: messenger RNA, 1935 nt
Organism: Ixodes scapularis (black-legged tick)
Lineage: Eukaryota; Metazoa; Arthropoda; Arachnida; Ixodida; Ixodidae
Product: glucoside xylosyltransferase 1
Exons: 7
Coding region: 1-1899 (632 amino acids)
Biological process (GO): protein O-linked glycosylation via N-acetylgalactosamine
Molecular function (GO): UDP-xylosyltransferase activity
Source: RefSeq, a predicted model, not a curated record
AUGGACUCCCACCGAGGCAAUGCCGGAGAAAAGGACCUAGAAGUCCAGCGGAGCAACAGAGAAGAAACGAAGGCACCUGGUGAAACCAGCACUCAACAAGUCAACACAGCGGGAAAUGUGGAGCAAGAGAAAGCUGCAGAAAGGACGACAGAUGCGGGACAACAGAGCCUAGAGAGUAUGCUACCCUCGAGGAGUUCGGACGGAGUGCGAAGCGACAAACGGAAACACGUGGACGGAGCAGAAGAAAAGGGUGAUGCAACAACUGGCUUCCAGCGACCACCCCAGGGUGUGACGCGAGAGGCGAUUGUAGUCGGAGACGACAACGUACCCCGUUUCGCACGCGCGCUCGACAGGGAAGUAGGCGAUAGCCAACGGCUGGAGGUGCUGUACAACAGGGAGGCAACAGCAGAGGUGGCCGAGAAACUAAUUGAAGAUUAUGAGAGUCAGGCACGAAAGGUACGCCGACUAUAUGUGCUCCAUGUUGGCAUCAAGGAUUUGCUGCAAGGAAGGAGGCCAGAAGAGAUUGUGGACCAUCUCAGGAACACAUGGUCGAAACGAAGUGACGUCCUAGCCAUCUGUGCAGUGCCUGAGGUUGCAACUAGGGAAAAGGCAGUUCAGGCUGCAGCCAUGUCACUGAAUGUGAAGUUGGGAGACCUCUGCCAAGAGCUGAGGGCAACAUACACCAACCUCAGCAAGGACUUGUACCGUGAGCACAUGACCAGAGAUGGACUGCACUACAGUCAGGAAGGAGGAAGGAAGGUAGCAGACCGCCUAGCCCGGGUGAUAAGUCGUUUUUUAGCUGGGUACGAACUGCAAAACCGCUACGUCCACAGCGGUGCGGUCCAGGCGACCAAGAACAGCGGCAAAACGAGGCAACGUCACAGACAGAGAAAACGUGGCCCACCCACCGCCCACAACACCCAGCAGAGCAGAGCUUUCCACAGGCCAACCCCUUCGAGCCCAAUUACAAUGGUGGUGGUGACCUGCGGCAACCGCUUGGAAACGACCAUGAUCAACCUGAAAUCAGUUCUGGCUUUCUCCACGGCUCACAUUCGUCUGAUCCUGUUCGCUGAUGUCGAUAACAUCCAACGUCUUCAGGACAUGAUCCAGGGAUGGCCAGCCAUAUUCCUGGAGCGAGUCGACUACGAGCUUCGUCUCGUCCGCAUUCCGAAGCGCCCAGAUAUUUUUAAGCGGUGCGACUACCAGCGGAUGUUCCUACCGAGCGUGCUCCCCAAAGAAGACGCGGUGCUAUACGUCGACUCCGACAUCAUGUUCCUCCACCCCGUCGAAGAUCUUUGGAAGUACUUCGGCGAGAUGAACGACCAGCAGCUGACCUUCAUGGUUUCCGAUGUGGAGGACCCGUCCCUCAGCCUGUACUUCCACAGACAACGGAAGAUGCCUCGCUACGGACGCUACGGUCUCAACUCCGGUGUGAUGCUGAUGAACCUGACACGGAUGCGUGAAUUCGGCCUUGAGGCUCGCCUGGUGGGCCUGGCAGACGAGUACCGCAAUGACCUCGAGUACAGGGACCAGGACCUCUUCAACAUCGUGCUCCACGACCACCCUGACAGGGUUCUCGUGGGUCCCUGCCGAUGGAACUUCAUACACGGAGUCUGCUGGUCAAAGUUGGCCUGCCAGGACGAGAUACCGGCAAUCGUGCACGGCACAGAGAACACCUUCUUUGAUCCGCUGAAAGAGAAAGCUUACGGUGCCAUCGGCUCGGCAAUGCAGCAGUACGAACUGGGAACAAGCCUGGAGCGGAACUUCGUGGACGUCCUUGAAAGGAACCUUCAAAGUGUGGGAACGACACUGUGCGCGGAGAGGUUUCGACGCUUCGUGAAGCACUGGAGAGAACUUGCGCGGCAGGUCGACGCAGAUCGUGGCUGGAACACGUCAUGAUGUUCCUGCUGUAACUACUAGCAACAUUAUUUAGAC